Messenger RNA from Carassius gibelio (silver crucian carp), 1145 nucleotides. Its product is annotated as claudin-8-like. The record is from RefSeq and is a predicted model, not a curated record. Gene Ontology annotation, molecular function: structural molecule activity. Gene Ontology annotation, cellular component: plasma membrane; bicellular tight junction. NCBI's taxonomy places the organism in Eukaryota, Metazoa, Chordata, Actinopteri, Cypriniformes, Cyprinidae. Gene Ontology annotation, biological process: cell adhesion; bicellular tight junction assembly. Bases 168 to 851 code for a protein of 227 amino acids. The transcript has a single exon.
UUUUAACCAGCAAGAGCAGUCUUGGCCCUGCUUUAAACACAAAACUGUGAGAAACCAGUGUUACCACAUAGCACUGAUGGACUAAACCCCUCCUGUCUCAUUCCUGUCUGAUAACCCGUGCACAUUUACACUGUUUCACACCACUUCUGCUCUCGGCGGCUGCCGUCAUGAGGGCUAAGCUGGAGAUCCUGGCUCUGGUUCUGGGCACCAUCGGUCUGGUGGGGACCAUCGCGGUGACAGCCAUGCCCAUGUGGAAGGUGACGGCGUACAUCGGGCCUAACAUCAUCGUGAUGGAGACGCUGUGGGAGGGGUUAUGGAUGGCCUGUAUACGCCAGGCGGACAUCAGCAUGCAAUGCAAAGUCUACGACUCUCUGCUCAUCCUGCCGGCGGACAUCCAGGCGGCCCGCGGGCUCAUGUGCGCCUCCAUCACUCUCGCCGUCCUGGCCGUCCUGGUGUCCGUCUGCGGGAUGAGAGGCACAGACUGCUGCCAUGAUGACUCCAGGGGCAAGAACGUGGUCCUGCUGGUGGGCGGGUGUCUGUUUGUGGUCUCCAGCCUCACUACUCUUCUUCCCGUCAGCUGGUCGACUCACUCCAUCGUCCGAGACUUUUACAACCCCUUGGUGUUGGAGUCGCUCAAGCGGGAGAUCGGACAGGCGCUGUAUGUGGGCUUCGCCACGUUCCUGUUCCUCCUGGUGGCAGGGGUGAUACUGAUGUGCCGCUUCAGCAACCGUCAGAGGAAGGACGAGGAGGAGGACGAGCCAUACAUCCUGGUGGAGAGGGACAAGGCGGGAGUGAGCGUGUUGAAACGGACGCCCUCUUCUGACUCGUACCGGACGAGUCAAUACGUCUGACUCACUCUAACUACUUCUCUUUAGUUUUAUUUGAUGCCAAAAGAAUCCGUGUGUUGAAUCCUAGUUAUUUCGAUUAAAUGUUCCUCACUAACUAACUAUUUAAAGAGUCUUAUGAUAUGAUUGUAUGUUAUUUUUUCAAACAUUCUGGGUUGCAGUUUUGUUCUUGUUAGGGGAAACUGAAAUUUAGUUGUGCAUCCACAAACAUAUAUAGCUAUAUACUGUAUAUUUUCAAUUUUAAAUGUUAUAUUCAAGAUUAGUAAAUAAUUAAUUAGAUUAAACAAGCUGUUAUUGUAA